GUUCGGACUCCUCUCUGCAGCAGAGUAAGUAUGAUGCCAGACAUGCACAAAGUGCAAGCACCAUUUGAUGCCUAUCUUUCGGUUCCAUCUGAUCCUAACAUUGCAUUUAUUCACUGGUGCAUUCAAUCCCGUCACCACUUGUGAACCACCCGGCUGGAGUCAUCGCACAUUCAUGAAGCAUGUAGCAUCAGCACACCUGCUCGUGGCUUUCGUUCCGCGUUCCUGUUCCUUCUCUAUGGUUCUUUCUUCGUACAACCGAUCUCUUUCUUUGUCUUUAUAUGCCUGCUCAUCACCUCCCCCGUUCACAAUAUUUGGCCAACUAUCCACCUUUGUAGGACUGCCCUCGUCACUAUACAAGCCGAUCGUGUCUUAGUGACCGGGAAUUGGGAACAAUGCAUGAAACGUUCUAGUUACCCGCACCUGACGUAACAAAACGG
Molecule: messenger RNA, 437 nt
Organism: Suillus discolor
Lineage: Eukaryota; Fungi; Basidiomycota; Agaricomycetes; Boletales; Suillaceae
Exons: 3
Coding region: 68-373 (101 amino acids)
Source: RefSeq, a predicted model, not a curated record